AUGCAAAAUAAGAGCAAACUUUAUCGGCUUUUUUUAAUAGGCACACCAUUUUCGUAUCCUUUGUAUUAUUUAUAUUUAAUGCUUCAAGAUUUGUCAAAUAACAGUCCUUCAAAUUGUUUAUUAAAUUACAGCAAUGUAUUUAAUACACUAUUCCCAAUUAUUUGUGUUAUUUUUACAUUAUUUUGCUAUUUAAUUAUUUUAUUGAAAGCAAUAUUUGGAAAGGAUCCGAUAGGUAAGUAA
Molecule: messenger RNA, 240 nt
Organism: Meloidogyne enterolobii
Lineage: Eukaryota; Metazoa; Nematoda; Chromadorea; Rhabditida; Meloidogynidae
Source: the annotation of a GenBank genome assembly